AGUUGUGAACCCAUUAACAUUUAUUGACACACUCUCCACAAUGAAGAUGCUGCUGAGUUUGGUUGUUCUGCUUUCUGUUUUUCUGUUGAUUAGUUCAACUCCUCCAACCUGCUACUCAAGGAUUCUGUCUUUGAGCAAAGAAAUCAUGACAUCAUUUAAGAAUUUACAGAACACUGAACCUGUGGACCCCUGUGUGGAGAUGCUGCCCAAGCUCUACUUGGACAUACAUAAUUAUUGUGUGUUGGCAAAACUCCGUAACUUUGUGGCAUACCCUGCAUGCCAAAGAGUGCCACAAGUGAGUACUCUGAAGGAAAAGAUCCGGAGCCUGUACACCAUUAUGAUCUCCUUCUGCAGGAGGGACUUAGUGUUCCUUACUGACGAUUGUGAUGCUUUGGAAAUCCCUAUCCUGACUCCGACUGAUCCCUCUGUCAUUCAGAGCUAAGAGAGAGUCAGACCACAGGAAGUACCUGGGAUGGUUUAAAGAAAGCCAAGAGCCACCCAAAAAUGCAAUCAACUACAACAUUUACAACCUUGUUCUUUUUCAAGCACACCGGCCCUAUUAUCUCAGACCCAUGUUUCUCAGCCUUGGCAGGAAACGAUCUGCAUGCCUUACAUACCUAUCAAGCUGCUAGCGAAACUAUGGUUAGAAAGCAUUUUAGUCAUUUGAUGUUUUCAGUUUAGAGCAAGUUAGAAAGUAUGUUUUGUUUGAUCAGAAA
This is a messenger RNA of Chelonoidis abingdonii (Abingdon island giant tortoise), 716 nucleotides long. It is a transcript of the gene CYTL1, whose product is annotated as cytokine like 1. The record is from RefSeq and is a predicted model, not a curated record. NCBI's taxonomy places the organism in Eukaryota, Metazoa, Chordata, Testudines, Testudinidae. Gene Ontology annotation, biological process: positive regulation of transcription by RNA polymerase II.